Molecule: messenger RNA, 315 nt
Organism: Penicillium argentinense
Lineage: Eukaryota; Fungi; Ascomycota; Eurotiomycetes; Eurotiales; Aspergillaceae
Exons: 1
Coding region: 1-315 (104 amino acids)
Molecular function (GO): oxidoreductase activity
Source: RefSeq, a predicted model, not a curated record
AUGUCUUACCACGCCGCUGUCAUGUACCCCAAUGAUGAGGACAUCACCUUCGAUGAGUCCUACUACCUCCAGACGCAUAUGCCUCUGGUGGAGAAGAUCUGGAAGAAGCACGGACUUGUUAGCUGGAAGAUCAUCAAGUACACCACCGCUCUUGAUGGCUCUCGCUCCAAGUUCCUGAUUGCCGCCAACCUGGUCUGGGAGAGCGAGGAUGCGGCCAAGAAGGCCCUCCAGGACCCCGAGUCUCCCAAGGUCUUCGAGGACAUCCCCAACUUCACCAACAAGCAGCCCAUUACCCUGGCCGGUGUUGGUCUCUAA